Molecule: messenger RNA, 3634 nt
Organism: Pichia membranifaciens NRRL Y-2026
Lineage: Eukaryota; Fungi; Ascomycota; Pichiomycetes; Pichiales; Pichiaceae
Exons: 1
Coding region: 438-3407 (989 amino acids)
Molecular function (GO): protein dimerization activity
Source: RefSeq, a predicted model, not a curated record
GUUGUCAUCCUGUUGCCGCAGUGCCUAUCAAAGAAGCACACCGCCGUCCGUAAGAUACGUCACGUCAGGAAUUUUUUUCCGCUGUUCUCCGACUUUCUUCUUAUCUCCAAGGUUCUCAUAUUCUGCUCGUCUUGUUCUUGCCAGAGCAAAGAGUUCUAGAGUCCUCGAUUGCCAGAAUACCAGCGUAGCAGAUAGUGUGCGUGUGCUGGCCGUGUCGAUCGUGUUGGUGCCAUCGGCGUGUUUAACAAAUACAAAUCCGCACGCUUUCAUCUAAGCAGCUCCAGAUUGUUUAUUACCCACCCAGGGUCAAACAAUACCUAGAUAUUACAACAAGGAACGAAGAACAGCAGUCCCUGAUUAUCGCUUUUGGCUUUCAGUGAUAUAUCCCGUUCUCUACUUCUCCUGCAGUUAGAGAUUUUUUUUUUACUCCCAACAAGAUGUCAAACAUUAACUUUGAUGACUACGAACAGUUGUUUGCCAAUUUAAACCCAGAAAACCAACAACAACAACAACAACAGCAACAGCAGCAGAGAGAGCGAACUCAGCAAUUUCUUCAGCAGCAGCAGCAGCAGUUGAAGCAGCAGGAACGCAUGCAGCAGGCUCAGCAAUCACAGAAAGACUCUCAAAAGCCUCAAUCGAACCAAAAUGUCCCCCAACAACGCCACCAGCAGCAAGAAUCCCAUAAUCAUCUUCCAAUCACAAUAAAUGAGUCGUUGACAAAUAACUUUGACCACUCUGUUUUUUCUCCUUCCUACGAAAACAACAUCCACAAUCAACAGACUCAGCAAGACGAGCGUCCUAGAUUCGGCAGUUAUAACAGCAGCUCAUCACACUUUGAUUCUGAAGUCAACUUUAACGAUUUGAACGAUGCUGUAAGCUCCAUAAAUUCAGGAAUCCUGUCUCCUUACUCGACAGGGUCUUCGCCAGACGAUUUUUUUCUUAGUGCAACAAAUUCCAAUGUCGACUCUCAGUACAGCCAAGAUGAUAAUGAUUUCAACGUUGAUCUGAACAAUACCCAGAACAUGAACAAUGAUAUCCUCUAUCCUCAAUCCUUGGUUCCAGUUCCUAUGGCUGAAUCAGCUUCCAAUAGUACAGUCACUUUCAACACUCACGACAAUUACCACAAUGUACAACAAAACAUGGCGACAUUGAAUACAGUGGAUGAAGCAGAGGAAGACUUGAUCAAAAAGGAGUCACCUUCGCCAAACCCAAUAGAUAGCUCUGGUAAUGCAUCUCCUUUGCUAAAACAAGGUCGCAAAGUGAAAUCUUCUCACAAUCUCAUUGAGAAGAAAUACAGAACUAAUAUUAAUUCCAAGAUCAUUGAGUUGAGAAACUGUGUUCCUGCGUUGCGAAUACUUGUGGCCAAAAACGGCAACCAUAGAACUAGAAGUACCGGUAAAGAGAUUGAAGAAACGGAUGAUUAUUACGAGGGUGAUGGCUAUUCAGAUGAUGAAGAAAAAUUAGAUGGCUUAAAACCUGCUAAAAAAUUGAACAAGGCAACCAUUCUCUCUAAAGCGUCUGAGUACAUUAAGCAUUUGGAAAAGAAGAAUGAUGUAUUGAGAGAACAAAAUUAUCAGCUGAGAAAAAUCAUAAACUCAAGUGGUAUUCGGUCAGAUUCUUUGUUCAAUCAACAACAAAUAUACCAAAAUCCAAGCCUACAUUCUUCUCCUUUUAACAAUAGUAGUAGUAAUGGGAGCAACUUGGUAUCUCCAGCCGAUCCGAACUUUCAAUCUUUGAACGCUAAUCAUAUACAGAGCCAAAUGCAGAACCAGAUGCAGAACCAAAUGCAGAACCAGAUGCAGAACCAGCUACAAACUAGUCAUGUAUCAAAUCAAAAUGCUAACAUGAAUGUUAACAAUGUCAAUGCCAACCAGAAUUCCAAUCAAUUGGGCAACCAAAUGAUGCCCGACCAUCAGUCAUUGACAAAUAAACUACUUAUGGGUGGUAUCAGUUGCACCUUGGGCGCUUCCUCGUUGGACGAUUUUGCCAGUUCUUCAGCUGUUGAUCGAAAGGGACUUUCCGCAUUGCCAAUCUUUUCAUUGGGUUCCACUAUGAACAGCAUGACUUUCGAUACCAAAUUAGUUAUUUCAGGCAUUAUCAAACUAUCACUUUCCUUCUACUUAUUCUAUUCUUAUGUUUUCCCUUCAAUUAUUCAUACAUAUUCGAAACUCACGAAGGACUCUGCAAACCAGAACAUCAAUUUAUACGAUUCCAUUCUACAUUUGUUUUUCAGUUUGGAAGACCCAUCAAACUCUAUAAAAACAAACUCUCAAAUUGUGUACUCUGAAUCUGAAAAGAGUUUGCUAAAUUCAUUAGCGAAUAAUAGAUUGGACAGAAAGUUUUUUUCAGCCACCAUAAAGACAUUAAGUUUAACAAAUACACCUCAAAAUUGUUUCCUCAAGGCUCUGUAUAUGAAGAGACUAAGCGAGUGGCUCAAUCAGAAAAAAUACUUCUUCAUCUUAAAUUCUACAUCAAACGGCUUUUUGCUCGAGAAAAUAGCCUCGAAGUAUUGGAUUGAAUCUUUUGAUUUCCUUGGUUGCAAUGGAUUAUCUGACUUCAUCCACAAAAAUCUCAACGAAAUUGAAUUAGAAAAGAUUUUUAGGCAUGCAAGUGUGAAUUCUGUCUCAACAAACCUCCUCCAGAUCUUUAGGUAUGAUUUAGUUUCUCAAUAUUUGAAAUUGUCAAUGGAGGGAUUUGUGGAAUUGGAGGCUCUCAAACUUACAUCAAUGCAGUUUAAGAGCUCCGACAAACAAAAGUUCAAGCUUGUUUCUGAACAGAGCGACGCGCUCAAGUGCGGUAUAAGUGAAUUGUGUUGUAAGGUCACAGCUAUACCAGAAAUGCUCAACGAUGAAGUCAUAUUAAAGAUGAAACUUUUGGAGUAUUUCACCAAACCGAGCGUUGAAUUAUUUUCAAGUUGUGUGACCCUAUACAAAAAUUCGGAGGUGCGUAAAAGCAACAAGGACAUUCAACUAGGCUUACUAUGCGCAACUUUAAAACAAGAGCUUACGAAGACGUACAAUUAUGAGAAAAUAUUCAUGAUUUUAAAGAAGUUAAAGUCUGCAAAUUUACAGGAGCAAAGCAGUUUAAGUCUUUUCCAGUUCAUUUCAUUGCUCAACAUAUAUGAAGUUUUGGACCUUGAUCUUGUGAAGUCAUUGAACGAAUAUGUUAUCAACUUCAAUAACACUUUGGCUGAACAGAUUCGAGACGAAGAGAUUGAUCAUAAUGACGAUGACCACAAAAUUGAAACGCUCUUCAAGGUGAAUGUUCCUUUGAUUGAGAUGUUAGGCCUCAUCAGAGUGCAUUUAGGGGAAGAAAAGGUUUCUGAUGAGAUAAACAUUUCUUCAGAGCUAAAGGUUUACCUAGUUGAUGGAUUGGUCAGAUCCAUGAAUGAAAUCAACGAAGUUUGACCUUUUUUCUAAUAAAUGUAAUAUUAAUUUUUGUACGCCUUUCAAAUGACUUCCUUCAUACAAGAAAUCAUUUCAAUUUUUUUUCUGUUCUACUUUCCUUUCAGCCUUUUGACCAUUUAAUAUAUUUCUUUAACUGUUGCUUAUUUAUUAUUUACAGAUGUAUCUAGUACACACGUUUCGGUUUUCGUUCCCUAUCUAACUAACUUUCUUUAUUUUCAAUCACCAAA